This is a messenger RNA of Larimichthys crocea (large yellow croaker), 5493 nucleotides long. RefSeq names its product FMR1 autosomal homolog 2 (gene fxr2). The coding region runs from base 797 to 2824 and encodes 675 amino acids. Gene Ontology annotation, cellular component: neuron projection; nucleus; cytoplasmic stress granule. The record is from RefSeq and is a predicted model, not a curated record. Gene Ontology annotation, biological process: positive regulation of translation; regulation of translation at presynapse, modulating synaptic transmission; regulation of mRNA stability. The transcript has 17 exons. NCBI's taxonomy places the organism in Eukaryota, Metazoa, Chordata, Actinopteri, Sciaenidae. Gene Ontology annotation, molecular function: translation regulator activity; mRNA 3'-UTR binding.
CAUUCAGUGCCUCUCUGAUUCACUCUGUCGGCGUGUGUUUGUGGGGACGGGUAGUUUGGAGUAAGGAGUCGCCGGGCGGUAGUGCACCUCUGACGCUUUUUUUUGGAGAAAGAAACGCCGCUGGGAAAAAAAUUGCACCGCAGACGCGAAGGAACGACCCCGCUCCCCACCCCCGGUGACGACUUCUGGGAAAUAACUCAACGCGACGACUGCGCCACACGCACGUAACCAACAAACGCAGCCGGGCUGACGAAUGCUAGCCAGCUAGCAUCCCCUGAAAACUGACGGGGGGACUGAAGGUGUUGGUAGCUAGCCUCCCAGCUAAUCACCCAUCAGCUAGCAUCCUCCAGCCGUAGCAUCAUUAGCUGCUUUUUUUUUUUCUUCCCCUCUCUCCUCCUCGCGCACGUCGAGACGUAGCCGUCGCUCGUGGCGGGUGCCUUUUUUUUCAAGCCUCGCGAGCACCCAAUCCCCACAUUCACAAGACACAGACGGACAAACGGAGCUUUUAUCCCCCCCCACCCCCUAAAAAAAAAAAAAAACUAGCUGCUGCUCUGCCAGGGAGACGAAGCGUCUUGCGUUGCGUUCAGUUGACACCAUCACACCCAUCUCUUCCCCCACCCCGAACCCCCUUCUCCUCUUGCCCCCCCUGUCCCCUCCACCCGAAACACUGGAAAUCCACAAGCGGCCGGAGAGCGGCGAAGGGCCGGCGGCGAAGCUGGGGGUGGUAACGUUACCGGACUCGCAGGGAGUCGUAGCGGCUACGGACAAGCUCAGCCGUGGGGAGCUGCCGACGAGCAUGGACGGGCUGGCCGUGGAAGUUCGCGGCUCGAAUGGGGCCUUCUACAAGGGUUACAUCAAAGAUGUCCACGAAGAUUCUCUCACAAUCGUUUUUGAAAACAACUGGCAGCCAGAGCGACAGUUGCCCUUCAGCGACGUACGGUUGCCACCUCCGACCGACUACAACAAGGAUAUCGGUGAAGGAGAGGAGGUGGAGGUUUACUCCAGGGCCAACGAACAGGAGCCAUGUGGCUGGUGGCUGGCCCGGGUCAGAAUGAUGAAGGGAGAAUUCUACGUGAUCGAAUACGCCGCGUGCGACGCCACAUACAACGAGAUUGUCACAGCAGAGCGCAUCAGGCCCCUAAACCCCAACAGCCCUUCCUCUCGAAACUCCUUUCACAAGGUUCCCAUCCCUGUCCCAGAAGACCUGAGGGACAUCUGUGCAAACGACAACAUUCACAAAGACUUCAGGAAAGCUAUCGGAGCCAACUGCAUCUUCUACAGUGCCCAAACACACGAACUCAUUGUGCUGUCUACAAAUGAAACCACAGUAAAGCGUGCAACUCUUCUGAGUGACAUGCACUUCCGCAGCAUCCGCACCAAGCUCAUGCUAAUGUCCCGCAACGAAGAAGCCACCAAACAUCUGGAGACAAGUAAGCAGUUAGCAUCUGCAUACCAGGAGGAGGUGAAGGUCAGGGAGGACUUGAUGGGCCUCGCCAUCGGCUCCCAUGGUGCCAACAUCCAACAGGCAAGGAAGGUGCCAGGUGUCACCGCUAUCGAGCUGGAGGAGGAAAGCUGCACGUUCAGGAUCUACGGAGAGACCCCAGAGGCGGUAAAGCAGGCUAGAGAGUAUCUCGAGUUCAAAGAAGACUACUUUCAGGUACCCAGGAAUCUUGUAGGCAAAGUCAUCGGCAAGAGCGGCAAAGUCAUCCAGGAGAUCGUGGACAAGUCGGGCGUGGUCCGCGUCAGGAUCGAAGGAGACAACGACAAAAAACUUCCCCGGGAGGAGGUAGGCAGGCAGGGGGCAGGCAGGGACGACACUGCCAGCAGCAAAGAGGGCAUGGUUCCCUUCGUGUUUGUCGGGACGAAAGAGAACAUCAGCAAUGCUCAGGCUCUGUUGGAGUACCAUGUGUCCUAUCUCCAGGAAGUGGAGCAGCUGCGCCUAGAGCGUCUCCAGAUUGACGAGCAGCUCCGUCAGAUCGGUGUCGGGUACCGCGCACCCCCUAGUCGAACCAGCGGCCCCGGAACCGAACGGGAGAAGGGCUACCUGACAGAUGACAGCAGCAACUCACUCCACACCUCACGCACCUACGGGGGCCGCGGCAGAGGUCGCAGGGCCUCCAACAGCCAGUACUCUGGAUAUGGCACGAACUCCGAACUGUCCAACGCUUCUGAGUCAGAGGAGAUGAACGAUCGAGACCAGCGACCCCGUGGCAUAGGCGGUGACGAGAGAGGCUCCCGACGGGGCGGCAGGGGCAGAGGCUCUAACUCAGGACGAGGUCGUGGAGGGCCUGGGUCCAAACCUUCCAACUCCAUCAGCUCAGUGCUGAGGGAUCCAGACAGUAACCCGUACUCACUGCUGGAGGGUGAGGGAGAGCUGGCCGACGCAGACCUCAGCGAAGGCAUGGGAGGAGACCGCCGCAGGCGCUCCAGACGCCGCCGCAACGACCAGGAGCCCAGUGUGAUGGACGCCGCCGGAGAGUCAGACGGCCAGGCUGGCCCCAGCGAGAACGGACUGGAUGAGGAAGCCCGGCCUCAGCGCCGCAACCGAAGCCGCCGCCGUCGCAAUCGUGGCAACCGCCCAGAGGGAGGUUCAACCAGCCGUGACAGACAGCCAGGUGAUAAUGUGACUGUUGCCGACUACAUAUCUCGCGCUGAGUCCCAGAGCAGACAGAACCUGCCUCAGAAGGAAAACCAUGCUGGCCCGGAGCCCAAGGAGAACGGGACCAGCGCCCAGAUGCCUGAGCGAACGCCCUCAAAGCGUUCCCCCAGCAAAGGCAUGACCUCGCCCAGCGAGACCCUGACCUUGGUUAACGGGGUCUCGUAAAAGAGACGGCCCUGCCCCUCGCGAAACCCAAGUCUAGAGCAAGACUCCAUGGCAAACUCUGUCCCUGCUUGCAUUAACUUAAACCUUAAACAGAUGAGUGAAAAGUACCUGACAAAAAUACCUGAAUUCAUACUAUGAGAGUGAAAAAGUACAAAAAAACGACAAACGCAUCUACUUAAAAACACACGUUAACGGUGUAUGCUAUCCUAUCUAUCAGUACUUAGUGCUUAUUUAAAAAAAAACAACUAGCUUGCCAAAAAAGAGCUGGUGGAUAUGACUUGAUUUUUAAAAAUACUGAAAUACGAGAAACAGGACGAGACUUUUUUUGUUUUGUUUUUGAAAACGGUUGUCUUUAUUUGUGUCUUCUUUUUUUUUUUUUUCCUUUUUUUUGUUUAUGUUAAAUUUGUUCACUGUUUAUCACUGGUUUGGACUUGGCGGUCGCUCUCUCUCAACCAAAACAGACGCUUCUCUUAACAGUGUUAAAAGUACAGACAAAGAAGAGAUGUAAGCUGUAGGGAGUGGCGUAACGAGCAGAGACAGUCCAAUAGCUUACGUGACGCGAUGUUCGCACACUGUACCUUGGAGUGGAGACAGACAGAUUGGAAUAUUGAUAGACAUUGUGCCUUGAAUUUGAAAAAAAAGAAAAAUAAAAAAAAAACUUGAGUUUUUUUUCCAUUUAAGUUUGUUUUUGUUUCCCGAGAGGAAGAAAAGAUGGAGAGGUUUUCUUCCAGAUUCUUUUUUUUUUUUUCUUUUCUUGUUGUUGUUUUGGUUCCAAGAAGAGAACAGACCUGUGAGGGAGUGAUGAGAAAAAUGAGUGAAAGCAAAAAGGAGGGAGUGGCUGGCCAACGUGAGGGGGAGGAAAAAGUCUGGUGCCAAACACGAAAUUCAAGGCGCUUGUCCUCAUUCCGAGUAGAAUGGACGGCGUCGGGGUCAGUGCGUGCGUGUACGCGCGUAUGUGUGUGUUUGUGUGUGCGCGCAGUUGAGAUAUUUGGCAACCACAAAACUAAAACUGGGAGGGGGCGAGGUAACAAAAAAAACACAACACAGCCCUCGGCGGGGGUCGCACGGUGAGGCAUCUCUAUUUAUGAACAGGCCUGAGAGGUAGGGGGUGGUCAGAGGAUGUGUCGCUUCCUCCUCUCACCUGUUUUAGGUCUUUUUGAGGGUCCAGGGUGGCACCCACACAAGCCACAGGACAGGCUGAGACCAGACAGACGGCAGACUUGAACUAUAGAUUUAGACUAUAAGAGAACUAUACCGUGCCUCUUUCUCUUGUGUCGGAGGGGGGGCGACGGUGCUAGCUUCCAGCCACACUAGUGUCUUGAUAAACCACUGCAGCGCGCAGCUCCGGAUGCACACGAGGGCGACCACCUUUCUGGGACGGGUGCUGCUAGUGGAGGGGGGUGGGGGAAAGGGGUUAGGGCCUCGGGAGACUGCGGGCUGUGGGAUUUGGGACAGCUUCAAAUGACGUGAGAGCUACACUGACACACAGACCCACGCUUACAGGUACACACACAUACACACACACACACCCACAAAAAAAGGCAUACACACCAGGCGCGUGUAAGUCGACGUGGUCGCCCGCGUGGCGCAAAAAAAAAAGUGGAGGACCGCAACAGAAAAACUGUAAACAAAGUGUCUGUCUUGUACCUGGCAGUUUGGGUUAGCAAAUGGAGUAAGAGAGGGACUCGAAAACCUCAGUGGCUCUCUGCUCAUGUUGUUACUGUUGUCUUGGUUACCGCUCUCAAGUUUUUUUUGUUGCUAUUUCCACAUCUUAGAAAAUAUGAAAUAAAAAAAUGAAGUGAAAUCAACCUCUUCUCUGGAGACGAACUUUGAUUUCUCUGUCUUGUGAGUUUGCAGUCUAUUUUUCUAACUUGCAUGGCAUUUAGUUAACGAGUAGUAGGUGGUGCCUGUCCUGUGCAUGAGGAAAAAGGGUGUUAUUAAUCUGACUUACAAAGCCAUUGUUUCAUUCACUAGAAUUGCUGCUAAUGUACACAUUGAAUGUCCAACUAACGUAGAAAACUCUACCUUGACGAGAGAGAGAGAAACUAUUUGUGACUUAAAAGAGGGAGAAAAAAACAAAAACAUUUCCCACUCCAGCUCAUCUGCCCAGAGCGUCCCAGUUUCUGUCGGUGGAUGCGAGUCAGGAAGGUACCCAUUCCUUCGCUCACAAGUUUCAGAGUCUCACAAAGUAUUAAAUUACAAAAAAGAAAAAAAAGGGGGGCAACAUUGUGCAUGACAAGCAAGCGUCCACAUGACCAAAGGUUUUGAGAGACAGAUGAAUGGGAGUUGUGUGGUUGAAUCGAGAUGACCCAGAUGCUGCUCUUAUACAUUUCUGCUCACCUGUAUGUUGUGUUUUUAAAAAGAAUGAACGAGCACUCGAGUAUUUGUACCUUGGUUCAGUUGCAUGUGUGUGAGUGGAGGACGAAGCCCUAUCUGGUAUGUUUGUGUUUACCUUUAUACCUCAUUGUGUGAGUACUGUAUUUCCUUAUGUAUCUGUAUCCCUUACGUCCUGUUGAAAGACUGCUGGCUGCUCUGUGUGUGUGUGUGCGUAUGUGUGUGUGUUUGUGUGCGUCUGUGUGGAUGCUGGUUGUACAGUCGACUCCACUCUGUCAGAUUUUGUCUCUGGUUUUCUCACUCAUGUUCUGAUGGCAAUAAAGGACUUUUCAUUG